Molecule: messenger RNA, 270 nt
Organism: Staurois parvus
Lineage: Eukaryota; Metazoa; Chordata; Amphibia; Anura; Ranidae
Source: the annotation of a GenBank genome assembly
UAGGGGAGAAUGAAAACUCCUACAAGCUUUAACCAGUGCUCUGCUGGAUACUAAUAGAAGUCACAAGACUGCUCUAACUGCUGAUGAGAAAAGGUAUUUAUUAGUUUAUGUUUACUAAAAUAAUUGCAUUUCCAUGUUCUGUGUACUGUGGGAGACUAGAUAUAGUGAAUGCAGGGUCCAGGGAGACUAGACAUAGUGAAUGCAGGGUCCAGGGAGACCAGAUAUAGUGAAUGCAGGGUCCUGGGUUUAGUAACAGUUAUACUUACUGUA